Rhipicephalus sanguineus (brown dog tick) is the source of this 11152-nucleotide messenger RNA. Its product is annotated as E3 ubiquitin-protein ligase Arkadia. The coding region runs from base 173 to 3403 and encodes 1076 amino acids. The record is from RefSeq and is a predicted model, not a curated record. The transcript is spliced from 18 exons. NCBI's taxonomy places the organism in Eukaryota, Metazoa, Arthropoda, Arachnida, Ixodida, Ixodidae.
AAAAACAAUAAACGGGGGGUAUUGUGGUAUUGUGUUGUUCCCGUGCCUGCCAUGGCGGAAGGGUGGAUAAUCGCUCCGUGGUGACAAAUUUGUUUCCGUCGUACCCUCGGGCUUGCCUGCCGAUCAUUGGAUUUAGGAUUGGACCUGCUAUGCAUCUUCUAUAAUUAGGGUCAUGGAGGACCAGCUUCUCUCCCCCGGUAGCCAGACCGCCCAAUGGAACCACUCCUCGGGCCUUGUCAAGGGCCAGCCGAAGGUUUCCCAAGAAGUGGUUCCUGAAGAAAGCCCGCCCCCUUCACUGUCAUCCAUCUUUGAGACUGCGUUCGUCUCCACCGUGACACAGUCGUCGGCAGAAUUGCCUAAUGUUCCCGAGAUGCCCAUUGAAUGUGGCUCUCCCCUCUUUGCCUCUGCCGACGAAGAUGCCGACAGUGCAUCCGGUCGGCUAGACCACGGAAGUCUCCGUGGCAGCCGCUGUAACUAUCGCCGCGCCACCCCUCCGCCACCGGCAGUUCCCCCGUACUCUCCUUACUCUCCUCCUCCUCCUCCGCAGUUCUCCCCCUUCUCUGCGCCCAACCCUCACUCGCUCCUUUCCCUGAGCGACCUUCGCAUGGACGUGCGGCUAGCCCCGAGAAGCGGUAGUGCGACGGCUUUUUUGUCUGCCACCAACGUUGCCCCUCCGAGCCGGGACUGGCAUCCGGGCAGCAUCGUCACGCCGGGUAUCGUCUCGACCAGCGUCUACUCUUCGAGCGUGGUUUCGCCGGACGUCGCCCCGUCGUGUCUGGUGUCGGCGGGGGGCCUCGAGAGCGCCGAAGCACGCCACCGCAAACGCCUGCUCAGCGAGGGCGAGAGCAGCCACUGCAAGAAGGAGAAGCCACGCAAGAUGUACCCGCACGGUCCCUUCCCCGCUUCCACUUCGUCGCGCCAGCAUGCGGAGGCUCGCUGGCGCAGCUCCGAGAGCGAAGAAGGUGCAUCCAGUGGCAGGCACGGGGAGAGGCAUGGCGUCGAACAGAGAAGCAGCCGCACGACGCCAUCGCCCAGCACUGAAGCGACAGCCGGGGCAGGUCAGCAGGGGGGAGCUUAUGGAAGGGUCACGAAGGCGUCGUCCGAAAGUGACAGCGACGCCGACGUCAUUGUCACCCCACCGAGGCCCCGUUCUGCCCAUCAUUCCAGGCCACUGUCGCAGGAUGCUUGCAGCCAAGACCACAGCUAUUCAGAAAAUCGGCUCGCUAGGGAGCAUCGCAGCCACCGUAGGGGAUCAUCGAGAACUCAGCCGAGUACAUCCCGUGGUGCCGAGGGAGGCUCACCUGAGGCGGGGCAGCCGAACGACUGCAUCUGGCCUUCGGCUCCGGAUCUCCAGCUGGAUUGCCUAAUCAGCGAUGAUGAUGAUGACAGCAGCAGUGUGGAGCUUGUCAGUGUGGAGCUUCCCAGGAACUACCGCCGGCCAGUGUCGCGUCAACUUGGCAGUGGACACUCAUCCACUUCUGGUGCAAGCCACGGCAGCCCUUGUGAUCUGUCUCGUCACGCGCUGCGGCGGUCCCCGCUGUCGAGAGGACCGCAGGAGGAUACUUCGGCACAGCACACUUCUGCCGGCAACGGCCGUGGGCUGUCGCGUCAUGCCGCGGCAGCUGCGUUUGUGGACCUGACGCAGUCGGACGAAGAGAGUGGUGUAGCCGCAAACGGCAGUGCCAAUGACGGGGCUGGCCUGCCCAGGGGUGGACGAGGGUCGCCUGCUUCUCCAAGUCCCGCAAUGCACUUCGGGCACGUGAACCACCUGCACCAUUGCGGCGAUCGUCCCCUCCCUCCUGGCAGGGAGCCGUGCUUUGUCCGCGUGCACAGGGGCCCGCCUUCGUGCUCGCUGCCGCAAUCGGGGAGUAGCCGGCUACUCCCGAGCCACAUGCACGGCUACCCCGCGCAGUCGUACGGGGUCACCCCUCAGCCUCCCACUUCUUCCAGCCUGGUCUCCGGCUUUGCCAGCUGCCGGUUUCAUGGGAACGCUGCUCCUCCAGAGCCAUUGCACCAACACGUCCACUGCAAUGUUGAAAGUGGCGACUCCUGCGCACGCACCAUGGGUACUGCGGCACCCAGUGCUGACCCUUGCAGAACCUAUGCAAGCUGUAUUAGCCAUGGGGGGCCAUCCAACGUGGUGCUGGGUCACACUCAUGUUUACCCAGCAUCGGCAAGCUCCCACGUCACCUACCUGGCUCCGCCCAAUCCUCCUCCUCCUCCCCCGCCCCUGAAUGCGGGCCCUGGCCUGAACCUGGGGUUAGGACAGCCGAGCUCACCGUACCAGGCAUUCUCCACCAUGCCGUCUGCUGCCCACUACGAGAUUGCGCCUCCCUCCUCGGCCGCCGUGUUUGCCCGCAUGAACCCAUCGCACUCCAGGCUCUGGCAUAGCCAGCAGAGAAUGCAAGAGAUGCAGAGGCGGUGCAUGUACCAGCACUCCCUGUACAUGCAGAGGCAGCAAGAGGCGUUGGCCCUGCAGCGCAUGAUGGAAGCCCAGCGGGCAGCCGCGGGGCUGGCGGCAGGUGCCGCUGCCGCCGUCGCUGCAGCUGCAGCAGCCGCUGCCGUACCUCCUCCUCCUUCCGUGGGGCUGACCUCACCACCGGCACUGGACGGGAUCUUCGUGUGUGCGGAACGAGGGGCUUCCGGUCCCCUCGUGGCACAGGGCACGAGAGAUGCAGCAGCAGCACCCCCGGCUGGCCCCGAGGGCAUUGGUCGGGGAGUGGGCUCCUCUUCUUUGGAGAGUGGUGGUGGAUGCCAGGCAACCACAGCGACCCCACCUCCAGUCCAGGUGGCUAGAGAGGCGGUUGUGCUGGACCCCAACGUUCAGGCCGAAGUGGUCAUCGCAUCACCUACUGGUGCUGGGGAGGCAAGUGGGGGCCACGCCCACCUGCAUCACCACAUCCACCAGCACCACUACCACCACCCACCAACACCUCCGCAGUUGCACUCCUUCACGCCCCUGACACUGGCUCUGCCCCAUAAUGUGCAGCAGAGGUUCCCAGACCUGUAUGCCAUUUCAGCACUCUCCGAUAUUCCUCAGUACGUCUCACUGCCCCACUACAUGCCCCUGCUGUCAAGGCACGUUCAAGAAACCAUGAGGUUGUUUGAGCACCGUCGCAUGGUCGUGAACCGUGGAGCUUCGCAGAACACCAUUGAGCGGAACACGUUUCCUCACAAAUACAAAAAGAUUCCACGAAGUGGUGGUGACAGUGAGGACAACGUGGAGAAGUGCACCAUUUGUCUGAGUGAGUUUGAGGACAACGAAGAAGUCAGGCGUCUGCCAUGCAUGCACCUGUUCCACAUUGUGUGCGUGGACCAGUGGCUGACGACCAACAAGCGCUGUCCGAUCUGCCGCGUGGACAUCGAGGAACACCUCAAGGACUUUGGCACCUCCUCGUCAUGAUGCCGCGUCCAGUACAGAGCUGCAGCUGCAGCCACCGCACUCAUCUCAGUGGCCUUUCCUUCUGUGUGUCCAGCUGCGCUUUUUAUAUCUCAAAGAAUGAUGUUUUGUUUUGUUUGUUGACGCCUUUUUUUUUUCUGUCUCCCGGUACAGUGUCGAACUACUGUGCAGUAGUGACUCUGCUGACAAUGCUAGUCUGUUCUUCCAAUAAAACACGUUGCUAGGCUACAUGGCGCAUCAAUAAUUACUAAAAUUGCAGCGCAACAAAAGAUCAAAGGGCAGUGCACAUGUGCUUGUUGCCCUUGUCUUUUAGUCUUUUGCUAUGCCGCAAUUCUAGUAAUGAUGCUCUUCCAUAAGGGAUCUUUAUUGUCUCUUUAGUCUUAAGGAAGAAAGCCUCUGGGUGGGUUUGUUUGGCCAUGGAGCAAGAGCAUGGACAGGGCACACUUGUUUUUGUUUUGUACGUGCCAUUUUGCCUGAUGUACUGAAUGCUGCUUAAAUAAGGACUCCCGGUACGCACAGCACUCUUUCGGCAAAACCGUGGUCUCAUCUGCUGUCAUCUUUUCACUCGGCCAUGGGAUUUCAGAACUGGAAGCUGCUUGCUUGUUCCUAGUACUUCUACGUUGCUUUUAAUAAACAUUUAACGACAAAUGCGAACAGUAUCUGUGCUAGAAUGCUAAACACCAAUACGUAUGAAGUGUGAAAACAGCUGCUCAUUACUUGAAAACUAUUUCAUAUUCAAUUCAAUUUUGCCACUGCUCGAUUUCGUCUCAAAGAAUGACCUGCCGCAACCCAGCAAGUGUCCUGCUAAACUGUGUGCAGUUCAAUAUACCACUGUUGUGCGGAGUUUGAGAACAUAGUAAGGCAGAAAUUCAGCUAGAAGAGUGGUUUCUAGAACUGUUCUUAUUUACGCAGCACUACUAUGUACAUUUAGGAACUUGAUUGCCAAGUUUGUGUGGCUGUGGGUACGGCAUGGUUUCUCCAUUCUUAUAAUUCUCGUAGUGUGCAACUUUUCACGUGCAUGUUCGUUACGCACUUCAUUGCAUGGUUUCCGAGUAACUAGAAAGUCGAUCGCAAGGGGAUAGCCAUCGGAUUGGCAAGACUUUUAAAGAAAGAUUGCUGACCAUAGUAUCUGUAAUUGUUGUGUGCAGGCACAGGAAUUGCGCUGGUACAGUCUUUUUCUGUGUGUGAGCAUUGCAGUUCCCUUCUCAAAGUUGGACAGCACUUCUGUUUCGUUUGUGCUCUUCGUGUGAGCCGAAGUUGUGCCUGCAGACUAGGCUUAACUGCAAAUGCAUUCAAUCACAAAUUAAUCGCAGCAGCCAAUGUCGGUUCAGAUUCCAGGUGGAAUGUAGUGGCGCCCUGCUAUAUUCUUCCCUUUGUAGUGUUUAUUUUAAGCACAAAAGGUUUUGCUUCUUGCAGCAAAAAUGUACUUUCCACAGACCUAGGCAGGACUGGUUGGGAUGCCAGGAUCUAGCUGUUAACUAUGGAUAAUUAUUUAUGACGCAUGAACUGCUGAAUGCUACAGGAUUCAUACAGUCAUCCAAAGACGUUUUCUUUUUCAUGACGCUGUUUAGGAGUGACGUAUAUUCCAAACCUUCGCUUUCAUCGCUUUUCUGUUGCUACUACAUGUUUGAGUGUUUGUGUGUGGGGUUUAACGAAGCUGUUUCACAUGAUUUCCAAAAGCCAUUCUUGUUUGUGACCAGUGAUUGACAAUGUUCCGCAGUUUUUCUUGCUAUUUGACUUGUGUCUUGAUAAAAGCGCACCCAUUUAUCAAUUUCGCCUUUCGUUUUGUACUUCUGAAUUUAAUGAAGCCUUACGUAAGCUAUGUGUACAGGAGUGUUUGUGUUACUCUGCUGUUUUGUCUUAGUUGUCAGGUUAGGUCUCAUGCAUAUAGUCAAAAGAAAAGUUGAAAACGCUUGCCGCAUGUCUUUGUUGAUUGCUCAAAAAAUUUUUUAUGUGUGAGAGGCAUUCCGCUUGUCUUGUUGGGUGUAGCUCCAUGGGCUCUGUAGUUGCCAAAUUUGUUUUCGAAACCCAGAAAGUGUUGUUUGUUGUGUGCGAUGGUGCUGUUUAAGUUAGCAGAAUCGCCUGAUCUUUUAAAAACCCGGAAUAACCUCUAUACUGCAAAUUUUGACAUUUUCAAUGAUGGGGAGUAUAUAGUAUAACACUUACAUGGCAUCUUGCACAUUUCAUUACUUGGGAUACAUACAUAGGCACAGUAAGUCGUGUUUUGAUGUUGAAAGCUUGGAAUCCAUUUGUGUGGGUGGGUGGUAGGGAAUUCUAUUUUCGCAUUGACAGUGCUAAAAGAAUGGUCAAUCUAUUCAACAACAUGAAUAAUAUGUAUUUUGUUCUUAACCGGACCGAUAAACUAUUACAGUUUUUGUAAUUGUUUCUUUUAAACAAAACAAGACUGUUUUAAAUGUCUCCACGUCAUACACAUGUGGUCUGGCACUAGUUGUCGGCCCUUCUGAUAGUUGCAUUAGUAAUUGACUGGUGCUUGUGCAAAUGCAAAUCAUAGCACUGCUGGUGUUGUGAAACUGUAAAUUAACCUGCAAAAUCUUAAUAAUUUUACGGCAUUAUGAUGCACCACUAAGAUUUUCUGUUACAAAAUGUGCAUUCAGGUGUGCGAUUGGGAUCAAUAAAAGCAGUUUGAAAUGACAAUUGAAGGUAUAUUUUGCGUAAAUGGCUUGUAGCUUUAUUUAUGUUCGUUUAUUGUGGGUUUUUGGGCACGUAUCUUGUGGUACAUGGUGAUAAGCGUUUAGUUUGAGCUUCGUCUGUAUUGAAGAUGAAAACGUAGAAGAUGUGAGAUCUGGGCAGUGAACUUUACAGUUGAACAUCGCUAGAACAAAGUAUGAAAAAUACUUUUUUUUUAUAUCCUAUAUUUUUAUAACCAUGCACCCACAGACAGAUGAAAAUAUGCUGCAUUGAUCUAUGCAAAAGAAACGCAAGCGUGCUUUCCAACAGGCCAGCAAGACGUCCUUGCUAAUGACGUUGCUUCAACUUCAAGCAGGGAUACCCGCUCGUUUGUAGCUGCACAUUACAAUUAAAUUGAUGAAAACCUGCAUUAGGGCUAAUUGAAGCUGCGUUGAGGCUAGAUGGUUUAAUGAGAAAAUUCAUUAAAAUUAAUAAAUUGCCCUUGUGCAAUUGGAAAACUCUACCCUUGUGACGAGAAGACUCUUUGCAAGCUAGUAAACGCAAAAAGAAAAUACAGACUGUGCCACCACCUUGAAGUUGCUGCAGCAACUCUCCACCGAGACAUUGUUUUGACGAUGUCUGCCGAGGCCUACAUAUUUAUUUAUCGGUGAAAAUAGUAUGCGUUGUGAUUUAAAAAAUUUUGAGGAAAUUUCAUGGAGUGAAAGAAUGACCAAUGACAGUGACAUACAGGUGUAUGGGUUUUGGUGCAAAAUUCAUAAAUGAAACAUUGAUUUUCAGUUUCUCUUCUAAUUUAUUAUUAGAAGGAAAAAUGAAAAUCAAGGUUUCAUUUUUUAAUGUUGGAUCUGAAAUUUAAUGACAAUGGAAUUCUCGAAGAACAUCUUACCAUACUAGUCUAAACUGACUUCAUUGGCCAUGUAGUGGAUCAUGUGUGCCUCUGAAAUAUUUCUACGCGAUGCCUUAAGCUAACCUAACCGGAAAUUGAUUGCUACUCCAGUGCUCUCAUUACAGCGUAAAAUUUGGGGGUAAAAUAAAUUGUUUGUGCAUUGAAGAAGUGUUGAGUGAUUUGAUAGAAUGGUUUUUAACACUUUUCUUCCUUUUUUUUUUGCUCUAUGAGGUGCAGUGAUCUUGCUAGUAGUAUUCCUAUUUAGGCUCAUUCAGAUUUUUUUAUGGCUUUUCACUGACGUCAUGUGUGAUGCCAGUGCAUUUCCUAAAUGGCAUGAGUAGCCACACACUUUCGUUAGAAUGCUACCAGCCUGGUAUUCUUAUCACUAUUUGCAUUUUCGUGGCAGGCUGGAUGUUUACUGGCAAUUUUUUAUUAGUUUGUUUUCAUAUGACCUGUUGAAGUAAGCUUGAAAAAGGCGUUGCUUGUACUGAGGUAGACAAAUAAGAUAUGUUUAAUUGCUUUGCACGUUUCUUUUUAUGCUUCUUGGAAAAUGGCAAUUGUAUAUAUAUAACACCUUUAGUCAGGAAUAUUAUGCCCUUCCAUUUGACAAUUAAUAAUAAUAAUAUCUAGGGUUUAACGUCCCAAAACCACAAUAUGAUUGAGAGACGCCGUAGUGGAGGGCUCCGGAAAUUUAGACCACCUGGGGUUCUUUAACGUGCACUUAAAUCUAAGUACAUGGGCCUCAAACAUUUUCACCCCCAUUGAAAAUGCAGCCGCCGCGGCAGGGAUUCGAUCCCGCGACCUUCGGGUCAGCAGUCGAGCACCAUAACCACUGGACCACCAUGGCAGGGCUUCCAUUCAACUAUUCGAUUGAAUAUUAUGGGCUUCAGUUCUUUUUACAUUGUAGUCCGUUUCAAAUAUUUUGAGGCCUGUACACACUGUGUAGUUUUGCAAAUCAUUUAGCAAGUGUGCAAAGUAAAAGAAACACGCUCAUGUGAUGUUUAUUGCAUUUCAAUCGGGGGUAUUACUGUAGCCAUGAAAGAAGUUAAUUCAAUCCACAAUGUUAGUUUGUAGGUUCAUAUUUAGGUGAAGAGAGUCAUUUUGGUGAAAUGAGCAUGACAUGAAACAACCAAGAGUUGGACAGGAUUCCAUAAAUGCUUGUGAUGUCUUGUCAGUGUUUUGUGCUACCUUUAUUUGAUCAUCGAAACCGUACCAACUUACGCCCGAGUGUGAACCUUACUGAAAGUCUUUGUUUGACGCGCAGAUCUCAGAUGCAGUGCCAUUUGAAGGGAUUGUAUUUGUUUUUGGGGCAUCUUUUAGCCAAUAUGGUCUUUAUUUGAGAUUUUGACACCUGGCAGCAUUAAGUAAAGGUGGCAGCAGAAAAUAAUAUUGCUGCUAGAGUGCAUAGUCACUAAACUUAACCAUUGUGCUUUGCCAGUAUUGAAGAGCUUUUACUGUUUUCACUCGCUUUACUGUUGCUGUGUUGAUUACCUUUCUGCUUUAAGGGGGGACUUUGUUGUUUGUACUGCUAUGCCACAUAGCCAAGCCUUCCCAUUUCUUGUGUAUAUGAAUAAAUUAUUAAAAAAUGGAGCUAAUUCAACCUGGUAAGCACUAGUUCAUGGUGAUUUGUUAUUUUAAUCAAAUUUUUAGAAGUAGUAAACAAAGAUUCCUAAAAACUCGAGGGACACCUGAGCUUCACCUUCAAGAGUAGAACGUGAUAGUGUAAUCAGGCCCCGCGUGCAUCACCUUUUCAAUCACUAGCCUGGUUUAGCUUUUCGAUGGACACCUUAACCGUGCCGCUAGGAAGGAAACAUCUAUUCGCGUAAUAUUGGCAGUUUCAAACUAUCCUAGAGCGCCUACUGCAAGUACUGCUGCAAUGUGCCCACUAAGCCAUAAUUCUUCAUUUGCAAAUUUGUGAAGUACCCACUAUGCGUCCGUACAGCUACAUUGGACAUUUUGCUCUUGGAUAUUUUUUGCUGAACCCACGCAGUGCUGCCAUCUGUGGUGAACACAUCAAACCAGUUAACCAAACGCAACACCUCUAGAAUGUUGUCAUUUUUAUCAGCUGUACUCACCCAAACCGGUUAACUUCUGUUUUUAACAUUUCUUUUAAAACUGCUUGGUUUAUGGCCAAUCCUCCAGAGGAUGUGUACCACAAGUUCCAGUAUCUACAUCUACAUAUAAUGGUAGAACCAUGCAGGUGAUAUGCACAAUGCAAAAAGUUUAAGCUUUGAUAACGUUGGGAUGUCCUGGUGCAGUUAAAAACACUUGUGACAUAUUUCUGCUGGUAUAUCUGCACACUGUUACUUUCAUAGUGUUCUGUUACGCAAAGGCUUUUUUUUUUCUGUUGCAUCGAACAUUAGGCAGGCUCUGAAGUCUUGUGGACUUGGAUCAUGAGCUUGGCUGAAAAUGUAGGGCUACUAGCAUUUUGUGCAAUUUGGGAUUAUGUGGGCUGUGCCACGCUUUGUGGACUAGUACAAAUGUCGUAGACGACGAUGUAAGUACUGCGGCUAAAUGUUUUUUCUGAAGUCCCUUUAAUACUGUACAUCCUUGUGCAUUUUGUAUUUACAAUUUCUUGAAUUAUCGUCCCUAUUCUCCUACUAGUCUAUAACCAGUACUGGUUAACAAGCAGUACUGGUACUGCUUGUUGAAGACAGAAUUUAGUGCUUCUCGGUUAUUGCGGUUAUUUAAAGAGGCUUUGUACCAAGGCUUCUUAAUUGCUGUUACGUCCGAGGUCACCACUCAGUCCCUGGAAGACCACUCAACCUCAUAUUUAGGCAGAGUAUCAAUUGAAUGCCAACUGAAUAUCAAAAUAUAAAUGUGGACCAGAUGUUAAAUGAGCAUAAGCAAUGACCUGGUUGCUGUUGAGAAUGCUAAGUGUGGCUGAAUAGGUAGUGUAAUGUUUAGAGCAAAGAAGCAAGUCGGUACAAACGUGAGUUAAACACAGGGGAUGGCAACAAACAGUUAUUGAUAAAAUUAGAAAAGAAUUUGAAAAGCAUAGAAUGGGUCAGCCUGAUGCGCGAGAAGUGUAAUUUGGCAUCUCUGAAAGAAGCCUAUUACAAAAAACACAAGAGCAGACAUUUCGGCCAGUGAUGUUGUCUAAUUUUGCUUUGGCUAGCAAUGCCCCUUAAAGCUGAGACAAGGAUUAGUAUUUUCCAGCAGCUUUAAUCGUCCAGAACUGUAUUGGAUUACUGCUGUUUCUUAUGAUGGGUGUUGUCACCAAUGUGGUGGCUCUGAACGUUACAUUUCUAGCAGUACAAGUUAGAGGUAAAACUGAUAUUGGGUUUUGCUUAUUGCCACUGUGCUCCAGCAGUAAUGAUUGUUUCGGCUUGGUGCAGUGAUGUAGCGCCAUGGCUGAUGACUUAGGCCAUGCCUACUGGGCACGUCUCGCUCAAUCGUCUAUGCAGUUCCUGUUUUAUUAUUAUUUUUUCUCUCUGUUGACGUGCAAACUUAGCUGCGAGCUUGUGGGUUAGUGACAUUGCCCACGCUGUUUAGCGAACUUGUUCCUUCGACGUUUCGUUCAAGGCCGGAAUUCAGCAUGAGCGGGAAAAAGCGAACCGAAAUGUGGAUUUGGUGUUUUGACGUCUUGCAGUGUGCGUGACAGCGGCUAUUUUGUGAAAGAGGAGUUUGUACUCUGUGGGCUGUAUACAGGCCAGAUUUGCAGCAAUGCCAUAUGCUGCAUUUUUGAGAAGUCAUAUGCAAGGGACGCUUUGAUUUACUUAUUUUUUGCCAUUCAGUCGUCGGUUCUGGUGCGAUAGUACCUCUGGUUUAUAAAGCUUUGCCACUUUAGUUAGUCCUGUAUGAAGUCGGUACAUCAUUAGAAUGAUGCAUUGUGGGCUUGUUUUGCACCCAUGUACAUAUAUACAUGCCUUUUGAAGUGAGCAUCUCAAGCUUUGUUACCUUUGGGCAUGUUGCUACUCUCCAGAUGCAAGUUUAGGCUGUUCAUCUGGUGUGCUUUGGUGUAUAGACUCUUACCUUCAGAGUCUGUGCUGCCAUAAAUGACGUAAGCUGUAGUGAAACUUGUUGAUCAAGUUUGGCUUUUUUUUCUCUCGUUUGUUUUGAGCUGUUUGCACCUGCUUUGAACCAUGUGAAUGCAGUGCAAUGCAAAUCUUUGAUUCUGUAUUUAAAAGACUACAUCACCAGAUACCCACUCUGUACUUUUGAAUUGUGCAUUACCUGGAAGCGAUGCCUAUAGUUUUAAAUAAAAAGUUGUAUCUCAA